This is a messenger RNA of Symphalangus syndactylus (siamang), 6135 nucleotides long. RefSeq names its product cyclin L2 (gene CCNL2). The record is from RefSeq and is a predicted model, not a curated record. NCBI's taxonomy places the organism in Eukaryota, Metazoa, Chordata, Mammalia, Primates, Hylobatidae. Gene Ontology annotation, biological process: regulation of transcription by RNA polymerase II. Gene Ontology annotation, molecular function: cyclin-dependent protein serine/threonine kinase regulator activity.
GCCCGCCCCACCCGCGCCAGGUUCCGGCGUCGGCGUUAGGCGCGUUGCUGACGAGCAAGUUGCGUAGCCAAUUGCGGCUAGGCGGCGUCGCGCUGGUCGCGGGCCGAACCAAUGGCACGCGACGGGGCGGGGCGGUGGCGGCCGUGGAGCUUCGCGAGGAGCCGCCCUGCGGGAAGACGCCAAAGGGGAGUCGGCGGCACAAAAUGGCGGCGGCGGCGGCGGCUGGGGCUGCAGGGUCGGCAGCUCCCGCGGCAGCGGCCGGCACCCCGGGAUCUGGGGGCACACCCUCAGGGUCGCAGGGGGUGCUGAUUGGGGACAGGCUGUAUUCCGGGGUGCUCAUCACCUUGGAGAACUGUCUCCUGCCUGACGACAAGCUCCGUUUCACGCCGUCCAUGUCGAGCGGCCUCGACACCGACACAGAGACCGACCUCCGCGUGGUGGGCUGCGAGCUCAUCCAGGCGGCCGGCAUCCUGCUCCGCCUGCCGCAGGUGGCCAUGGCUACCGGGCAGGUGUUGUUCCAGCGGUUCUUUUAUACCAAGUCUUUCGUGAAGCACUCCAUGGAGCAUGUGUCAAUGGCCUGUGUCCACCUGGCUUCCAAGAUAGAAGAGGCCCCAAGACGCAUACGGGACGUCAUCAAUGUGUUUCACCGCCUUCGACAGCUGAGAGAGAAAAAGAAGCCUGUGCCUCUACUACUGGAUCAAGAUUAUGUUAAUUUAAAGAACCAAAUUAUAAAGGCGGAAAGACGAGUUCUCAAAGAGUUGGGUUUUUGCGUCCAUGUGAAGCAUCCUCAUAAGAUAAUCGUUAUGUACCUUCAGGUGUUAGAGUGUGAGCGUAAUCAACACCUGGUCCAGACCUCAUGGAAUUACAUGAACGACAGCCUUCGCACCGACGUCUUCGUGCGGUUCCAGCCAGAGAGCAUCGCCUGUGCCUGCAUUUAUCUUGCUGCCCGGACGCUGGAGAUCCCUUUGCCCAGUCGUCCCCAUUGGUUUCUUUUGUUUGGAGCAACUGAAGAAGAAAUUCAGGAAAUCUGCUUAAAGAUCUUGCAGCUUUAUGCCCGGAAAAAGGUUGAUCUCACACACCUGGAGGGUGAAGUGGAAAAGAGAAAGCACGCUAUCGAAGAGGCAAAGGCCCAAGCCCGGGGCCUGCUGCCUGGGGGCGCACAGGUGCUAGAUGGUACCUCAGGGUUCUCUCCUGCCCCCAAGCUGGUGGAAUCCCCCAAAGAAGGUAAAGGGAGCAAGCCUUCGCCACUGUCUGUGAAGAACACCAAGAGGAGGCUGGAGGGCAGCAAAAAAGCCAAGGCGGACAGCCCCGUGAACGGCUUGCCAAAGGGGCGAGAGAGUCGAAGUCGGAGCCGGAGCCGUGAGCAGAGCUACUCGAGGUCCCCAUCCCGAUCAGCAUCUCCUAAGAGGAGGAAAAGUGACAGCGGCUCCACAUCUGGUGGGUCCAAGUCGCAGAGCCGCUCCCGGAGCCGGAGUGACUCCCCACCGAGACAGGCCCCCCGCAGCGCUCCCUACAAAGGCUCUGAGAUUCGGGGCUCCCGGAAGUCCAAGGACUGCAAGUACCCCCAGAAGCCACACAAGUCUCGGAGCCGGAGUUCUUCCCGUUCUCGAAGCAGGUCACGGGAGCGGGUGGAUAAUCCGGGAAAAUACAAGAAGAAAAGUCAUUACUACAGAGAUCAGCGACGGGAGCGCUCGAGGUCGUAUGAACGCACAGGCCGUCGCUAUGAGCGGGACCACCCUGGGCACAGCAGGCAUCGGAGAUCCCCACUUUCUGCAGAGAGGUGUGAAUUUGGGUGGCACAAAAGUGGAUUAGAAGCAUUUGUCCAUGAAUGGAAUACAAUAACAAAAGAGGAAGACCGUCCUGCAGGUCUCUCGUCUCCCUGCUGCAGUGUGCUGAUGGGACCAGGGGAUCCCUGGUGGUGGUGGUCCCCAGCUGGAGACUGGCUGGCUUAGGAGAGGGCACGUGGUGGCUGCCUCCAGUGGUUCCCCAGGAGCCCCAGCAUGGUGGGCAUCUCCUUGCAGUCACCGCUGCAGAGACGUCCAAAGCACUGACCCGCCCUGCCCUGUGUGAAGGGUCGUUCCUGCCCGUCCACGAGAUGACUGGCCCUGCAAGGCUGCCAAGAGGGGAACUGCAGGCAUCAGGGUAGCCUGUCCCUGCGACUCCAUGCUGCCUGUGUCUCAGCUUCUGGGCCACCAUCUGGAGGAAACUGAUGGCAGCUCAGGGGACUCAGGCUAGGGGGACACGGCGGGGGUCUGAGAGCUCAGGGACAUGCUGUUGGGCCACAGUAGUACCCCAGGGACGCUGCCCGGUACGCUGAGUGCACAGGACAGUUCCAGGCAUCAGCUGUGCCAAGGUGGAGAAACGUGUGUGGGACACUCCCCAGAGGACACAGACAGGGCCCAUUGUCCCCAGAGCCUCCAGUCCCACAGCUCUGGCAGUGCCCAGCUUCCACGCAGGGCGCCUCUACUGCCUGAGGCUUUCCAGAACCCAUUCCGGAGAAAACCAGAUGGGUGGGCCAAAGUGAGGGUCUGCCCCAGGUCCUUUGAGGGUCCACGCUAGCUGCGGGGCCCCACAGGCUCAUUUCUACCUAGGGACACAGCAAGGGGCACGGCGCCAGCCCCUGGCAUAGGUGCCCUGGAGCUCUGGCAACUGGAGCCUGGUUCAGCAUCCGGAAAGUGAGGGUCUCCAGCCACAAGGUGGGGGUGGGUUCGGCCUCUGCUCCCAAGUGGGUCAGGUCCUGGCCUCGAUCCAGGAGUGUUGACCUGAGGGUAGGGGUCCUUGCCCACCAGACCGGGGGCUCCCCUGUGCCACAGAAUCCAUGGCUCUCCCCUGCCUGCAGCAAGGCCAGGCUCAGGGGUCACUCCAGCCCUGGGAGUACCUGCAGGAGGAACCCACACGGGGAGGCGUCUGGUGUGGUAGGUGGGCACCUCCCUGGCAGCCCCCAAGGUCGCCCUGGCACUUGGGGCGACUGCAGGUCUUGCCCCGUAUCUCAUCUUCCCAGGGGAGGCAGGCAUUGGGGGGCUGCCCAGCAUCCACAAGGCCACCGUCCCCUCCUUGAGAUUUGCCCUCUAUGGGGACCAAAGGAAGGAGGGGCACGCACCACUGUCAUCCCGCGGAUGCCCUGCUCCACCUCCUCAGGCCCAGCCCCUGGGGGCUGCUUCCAUCCUGCCAGCACCUUCACGGCUCCACGGGCAGCUGCGUGAAUGGGGGGACUGGGCACAGGCAGGGCUGGGGCCCCGCAUGGGGUGCACCCCAAGUUCCUCACUGGGCAGGGCACCUACAGAGCAGCUGCUGUGUCAUGGAGCUGCUGGGCUGGCUUCGCUGGUGGUGGCCUGGCUGAAGUGUCACAGCCCAGGGCACCCUGACCCUGAGAGGACACGCCUGGCAGAGAGGCCAUUUUGCCAUCAGCAAGGGGUGCAGGCCCUACCAUCCGGGACAGCUCACAGUGGUGCCCGUGCCCGGGGUGGAGUAGGACUGAACUGCAUCUAGAGCCAGACGCACUGCUCCUGUUCCCUUAGCCUUGUGAGGGUGCCUGUCUCCUGGGAAGCCCUGUGCAUGGAGCACUGGUGAGCAUUUUAACUAGCACCUCUGAAAAAAGGGUAGGCCCUCGUAUUUCAAUUUUUGGGGUGUAAAUCUUUCAUGGACAAUUUUUUUUAUCUGAGUCAGAGUCUCGCUCUGUUGCCUAGGCUGGACUGCAGUGGUGCGAUUUUGGCUCACUGCAACCUCCACCUCCCAGGUUCAAGCAGUUCUCCUGCCUCAGCCUCCCAAGUAGCUAGGAUUACAGGCACCCACCACCACGCCCGGCUAAUUUUUGUGUUUUUAUUAGAGAUGGGGUUUCACCACGUUGGCCAGGCUGGUCUCGAACUCCUGACCUCAGGUGAUCUGCCCACCUCGGUCUCCCAGAGUGCUGGGAUUACAGGCGUGAGCCACUCCGCCCAGCCGGGCCAAUUAUAUUUUAUUGUCUCUGUCGCCCAGGCUGGAGUGCAGUGGUGUGAUCUCAUGGGCUCAAGCGAUCUCUCACCUCAGCCUCCCAAGUAGCUGAGACCACAAGCUCACGCCUCCACGCCUGGCUAAUUUGUUUUUAAUUUUUUUUUUUCUUUUUUUUGAGACGGAGUCUUGCUCUGUCGCCCAGGCUGGAGUGCAGUGGCACAAUCUUGGUUCACUGUAGGCUAUGCCUCCCGGGUUCACGCCAUUCUCCUACCUCAGCCUCUCCGAGUAGCUGGGACUACAGGCACCUGCCACCACACCCGGCUACAUUUUUUUGUAUUUUUAGUACAGACAGGGUUUCACCGUGUUAGCCAGGAUGGCUACGAUCUCCUGACUUCGUGAUCCGCCCGCCUCGGCCUCCCAAAGUGCUGGGAUUACAGGCGUGAGCCACCACGCCUGGCCCUCUUUUUAAUUUUUUGUAGAGAUGGGGCCUCACUAUGUUGCAGGCUGGUCUUCAACUCCUGGGCUCAAGUGAUCCUCCCACCUCAGUCUCCUGAGUAGCUGGUACUACAGGUGUGAGCCACCACGCCCAGCUAAUUUUUGUAUUUUUUGAAGAGACAGGGUCUCUCCAUGUUGCCCAGGCUGGAUAUGGCCAAUUUCAAGUGCCAACAACUUCAUUCCAUGCAGUAGUCAUUAUACAGCUUUUCCUUCAUCACUCACCAUGGCAUGGCCUUGGCUCACUCUGCCUCCCGUGUUUAAGUGAUCCUCCUGUCUCAGCCUCCUGAGAAGCUGGGAUUACAGGCAUGUGCCACCAUGCCCGGCUAAUUUUUGUAUUUUGCGUAGAGACGGGGUUUCGCCGUGUUGGCCAGGCUGGUCUUGAACUGACCUCAAGUGAUCUGCCUGCCUUGGCCUUCCAAAGUGCCAGGAUUACAGGCGUGAGUCACUGCACCCAGCCCACAAUACUUAAAAAAAAAAAAAAAAAAAAGAUUGAUAGACCGUUUAAGCAAGAGUACACACAGUCGUCAUUGCCAGAUUUGAUAUGAGAUGUUAAACGUUUGAUCUAAUUUUCCUUCUUGGAUAAGUUUUUUGAAAACAUAAUACCAGAAGAAGAGGAUCCCCAUUCCAUACAGAGCUCCCAAGAGUGAGUUUUUAGGAGUGAGUCUAAAAUUAGGGUAAACAUUUGCUAAUCUUGCACAGAUCCAAUGAAUGAAGGCAGGAUCUUGAGCCCUUGACGGUUAGGGACAUCGUACUGAAGCAGGUGCUCCCGUUUAAGCCGCGCUCUGAAUGGCCAAGGGCUGGGCUUGUACCCGCCGGGUUUCUGGAGAUACGUCCUGUUUGGCUGCGCCGAGGGGCAGAGGCCAGGUGCGACAGAGUAUAUACUUGGGGAGCGACAUCUCGGCGACCCAGCACACACCUCCCUAUAAUAUUCAGUCAUUUUUUUUUUUUUUUUUGAGACAGAGUCUCGCUGUCGCCCAGGCUGGAGUGCAGUGGCGCGAUCUCGGCUCACUGCAGGCUCCGCCCCCCCGGGGUUCAUGCCAUUCUCCUGCCUCAGCCUCCCGAGUAGCUGGGACUACAGGCGCCCGCCAUUUCGCCCUGCUAAAUUUUUUUGUAUUUUUAGUAGAGACGGGGUUUCACUGUGUUAGCCAGGAUGGUCUCGAUCUCCUGACCUCGUGAUCCGCCCGCCUCGGCCUCCCAAAGUGCUGGGAUUACAGGCGUGAGCCAUCGCGCCCGGCCAAUAUUCAGUCAUCUUAAGAUCAUUCUCCAGAGGCAGGAGAAUCGCUUGAGACUGGGAAGUGGAGGUUGCAAUGAGCUGAGAUCGCGCCAUUGCACUCCAGCCUGAGUGACAGAGCGAGACUCCCUCUCAAAAAACAAAAACAAUAACAAAAAAAAUCGGGCGUGGUGGCUCACACCUGUAAUCCUAGCACUUGGAAAGGCUGAGGCAGGUGGAUUGCCUGAACUCAAGAGCUCGAGACCAGCCUGGGCAACACAGUGAAACCCUGUCUCUACUAAAAUACAAAAAAUUAGCUGAGUGUGGCGGCGUGUGCCUGUAUUCCUAGCUACUCCGGAGGCUAAGGAAGGAGAAUUGCUAGAACCCGGGAGGCGGAAGUUGCAGAAGUUACAGUGAGCCGAGAUCACGGCACUCCAGGCUGGGUGACAGAGCAAGACGACUCCGUCUGUUUAAAAAAAAAAAAAUAGGGCCGGGCGCGG